Schistosoma turkestanicum is the source of this 5208-nucleotide messenger RNA. Lineage: Eukaryota; Metazoa; Platyhelminthes; Trematoda; Strigeidida; Schistosomatidae. The record is from the annotation of a GenBank genome assembly.
AUGUUUCUUACAACAAACAAAAAUGUUCGCUUACAAUCGGAACAAAAUCUUUUAGAAUCUGAUUCAACAAAUUUCCAUAUGUCCAAUCAACAUCAUCCAUGUCAACAUUGUCAUGAACAUCAUCAUCAGGAACAGCUUGAAUAUCCUCCUCAUCAUCAUCAUUCUAACUUGCAGAUAACCUGUAAUUAUUGUCCUUUAAAUCAAUUAACCCAUGUCAUGUCCAAUCGAACUAUCAACCAUUCAUCAUCUUCAUCAUUAUCAGAAGUAGCUGUAACAUCCACAAUUGAAAAAUUAUCCACAAUCACUAAUCAGUUGCCAUUGUAUCAUUUAAGUGAUACUUAUUUACCGGUAGAAAAAUUUAACAAUACAUUUCAGCAUGAUGACAAUAAUUUAACAUUGUACAAUAAUAAUAAUAAUAAUACCAUGACAAAUGUUUGUGUGAAUCAAAACUUGCCAAUAACUACUACAACUACUACUACGACGACGACAGCGACUACUCAAUCAUUGAUCACUUCGUCACCAUCAUCAUCAUCGCCUUCAUCAUCAACAACCAUUACUUCAUCAUUGAUAUUUCCUCCUCCAAUGAUUACACAAUCACAUAAUAUGAAAAAUAAAUAUAUGUUAAAGAAUUUUAAUCAUCGUAACGUACAAAAAUCAAUGAAUAAUUUAAAAUUAUUCCAUAUGAAUGAUCAAUCGAAUCGAACAAUGACAUUCAGCCAUAAUCAUCAUGGUGUUAAUGAUGACAGUUUAACCAAUUUAUCAAUGAUGAAUACAACUAAAUCAUCAAGUGUCAUGGAUAUGAUGACAUCGUUGUCGAAUAGUAGAGGCAUAUUAGGUGGAUUAAAUAUGAAAGAUAGAAAACCAUGUGAUAUAUGUGGUGAUAUAGCUGCCGGUUUUCAUUGUAAUGCUUAUGUUUGUGAAGCAUGCAAGAAAUUUUUUAUUCGUAGUUCAAAAGGAGAGAAUUUUAGUAAAUAUACAUGUACCAAGUCGAAUACAUGUGAAAUUAACAAAGAUACACGUACACAUUGUCAACGAUGUCGUUAUCAAAAGUGUUUACGAUUAGGCAUGGUAUUACCGGGAGCUGCAGUGUUUCCAGUCACUGAUAUAUCAGAGAUCCCAUGUCGUGUUUGUGGCGCCAAAUCAUCUGGAUUUCAUUUUGGUGCAAUAACAUGCGAGGGUUGUAAGGGUUUUUUUCGACGAACAAUUAAUGAACGAGAAAGUCAACGUUACACUUGCAGAAAUGGAGGCAAUUGUACUGUUACCGGUGCUACAAGAAAUAAUUGUAAAAGUUGUCGUUAUCGUAGAUGUUUAGCUGUCGGUAUGUCAAGACAUGGCAGUCGUAUUGGUCGUCAACCGAAUGCGAUUAAACAUCGUUGUGCAGUUGAAAUUGAACAAAUUCGUUUAGCAGUAUCUAAUUCAAAUGUACAUUAUAAACAAUAUUCAAAAUUCAAUUAUUCAUCGGUGGCAAAUUAUCAAUCAUCGUAUAAUUUAUUAUCACCAAUAAAUCAUUCACCAUCACAUCAAUUAAGUGAUUCAUUGAAUCACGAUCAUUAUGAAUAUAAAAUUAAUGAUAGUAAUAAUGAUAAUACUAAUAAUAAUAUUAAUAAAGAGAGAAUCAUUUCAAAUCAGAAGAAUUGUUUAAAUCAAUCCACUGUUAAAACAUCAAAUUUGACACAUUUAAACAAUGCACCUUAUCAGCAAUUGUCAAAUAUCAAUUUAAAACUUACAAAACAAGAUAGUGAAUUGCUUGAAGUAAAUAAUCAUGAUUAUAAUAUUAAUAAUAAUCUACGAAUAAUGUCAAAAGUAGACUUUCCGCUGUCAUUUCCACAGUGUACACCUUCAGUACAUAUUCGACGAACAGCAUGUCAUCAACAUUUGGAUGAAAUACCAUUAUCUGAAACUAAGUGUUUAACUAGUAAGAAUCAUGAAUACAUCAUGAAUUCCACAUCACAACCACCUUCACCUAUUCAUUUUGAAGCAAAAUUUAUCGAUGCAGCCAUUAUAGCUCGGUCACCAAUUCAAACGACAACUACCACUACGACAACACCGCCAAUAUCAGAAAGUGUAAAUUAUUUAAAUAAACAAAUGGAAUUCAAUGAAUUCAUAAAUUAUAAUUAUUCAUCAAUUGGUUUAAUAAAUUUAUCUAGAGCAGCACAAUUCUAUAGUCAACAUGAAAAAGAUUUACAAAUACAAUAUGAUGAUGAUGAUGUUGAUGAUGAUAGAAAUAAUACAAUUAAAACAAAAAGAUAUGAUCAAAUGUAUUUAAAUACUACUGUUAUUGAUUCCAUUGACAGUAGUAUUGAUGAUCACUAUAAAAAAUCACGAAAAGAAGACAAAAAUACAGAAUAUUUACAUAAUGCAAAUUUGCAAUUGAAAAAAGAAUCUAACCAAUCGAAUGAUGAUGAUGAUGUUGUAUUAAGAACCAGUGAUUACGAGUCACCGACGUCUGUACCAAAUUGGAACAUUGAACACACAGAAGAAGACAUACAUAGGAAUGAUUUACAACAAUUCAAUUCAAUGGUUAGAAGGAUAGAUUCAAAAGAAAUUUUAUCGAAUUUAGAAGCAAAUGUUCAAAUAAUGAAUGAGAACUACAGUAUCCUUGAUAUUAAUAAAUCUAAUGAAAUCCAUACUUCAAAACAGAUGAAGAUCGAUGGAAUCAUGAAAACAUCAUCAACAUCAUCGCCACCAGGAACUCAUCAAACUCCCCAUUAUACUUCUGCUUCUUCAUCAUCAUUAGUAUCAUCGUGUAGUACAUUGACUAAUACAAUAUUAUCAUCAACAGCAAAUUGUUGUUUAAAUUCUACGCAAUUUUAUAAUUUAGAUUCAACAAUUACUCAAACAACUGAUUAUUCAACUAUGAUUGAUCAACAACAAUCUAGUAGUCCAUUUCAAUUGAUUGAACAAAACGAUAGUAAUAAUAGUAAUACCUCAUUAUUUCAUUCAAGCUGUCAUAAUAAUACUGAUGACUGUACAUUUUCGAAUACAACAUCUACAUGUGGAUAUGAUGGAGUACAAAAUGAAAAUUAUUUAACUAAUAUUUAUGAACAAUGUCGCGAAUUGUGUUCAUUACCUUCUUCUAUUGAACAAUUGAAUACUGGCGUCAUUGGUAGUAAUGAUACUGACAAUAAUAAUAGUUAUAGUAAUAAUAAUAAUAAUAAUAAUAAUACAGUUCAAAAUAAACGAUAUUCAUUUAAAAAUCUGCAAUCAUUCACUUCUUCAGGUAGUCAAUAUCAUUCGCCGUCAAAAUCUUUUUUCAAUCGACAUCAUACACGAGUUUUAGGCAAACCGAAAUUAUGCAAUAAAACAAAUCAACACGAAAACAAUUGUCAAACUUCAAACUUAUUAUUUCAAUUUAAUGUAGAUAAUGAUCAACAUAUAAAUAAUAGAGAUGAUUUUUUAGAAAAUCUAACAACAACUAGACUACAUAAGGUCAUGAAAAGUGAUUUACUAAACAAUUACUGUUCUAAUAACAGUAACAAUGAUAACGAUCCAAUUAAACAAGAGAAUAUUGCAAUGAAUCAAAACCAAGCUAUUACAACCAGUAUGUCAUCGGAAUGGGUAGAUAGUGCAAAUCUACGAAGGAAGCGAAUGCAUAUGCCCAGAACAUCAAAACUAUAUGCAGCUAAUAAUAAAUUAUUAUUCAACACUUCAACAGAAUCAUCUACGCAACAAUUGAUUGUAUCACAAAACAAAAUUGAUCUGUCAAUAAAUUCAGAAAAAAUUGCCGAUGAAUACACUUUUGAAUUAGGUGAUACUGAUGAAAGAAGUCGAAUUAAGCAUAGACAAACAAGCGGUAGUAGUAGUAGUUUAUUGGAAUCCCCAAUUAUAAUUAUUGAUAAUCAAUUGUCUGUUUAUGAAGAUGACCAAAUGAAUAAUAGAUCGAUCAGUCCCAAUAGCAAAUAUCAUCAUCAUCAACAACAACAUCAUCAACAACAACAACAACAGCAACCUCAAUUGAUAAAUUUAUUAGAGAAAAUUGAUUUAGAUACAGAACUAAUGGUUGAACAGUUGAAAUCAACUACUACUGUUACAACGCAUUCAAGUCUACAGAAAUGUAUAGAAGAAAUUUCAUGCAUUGACUCGAUUAAAACUCAUUAUUCUUAUGAUACUUCCAAUACUGUGUUGGGAAUGAUUUAUCAUAAUGAAUAUGAACCAGUUUAUAGUGAUCAUAAUACAAUAUCAUAUGAUAUUGUAACCAAUACAACUGUAAAUAAUAGUUUGACUUAUCCAGGAAUGUCAUCAUCACAGUUUAUUCCUAUAACAAAUGAUGAUAUAGUGAAUACAUCCAACUGCCUCGAUUUUUAUAUGACUAGUAAAUAUACUGAUGAUAAUUCUGAUGAAUUCAAUAAGUCAAAUUUACGCUUAGAACGCAAUAUAACUGAUUUUAACGAUUCACCAAUUCAUUUGUUACCUUCUAACGUUACAAAUGAAUGCAGUGAAUCGGUACAUCACCUGUUACGGCUAAACAAUCGGUCUAUUCAAAACAAUGAGCUUCUUCAAAAUAUUAAAAGUGCUACUACUCAGUUACUGCAUUGUCAAUGUAAAUUACCUGAAAAUCUACACACUGUAGAUGAAAAUCCCGAAAUUCUAUGGUACAAUCUAAUGAAAUAUUUUGAAAUACAUAUUUAUGAAAUCAUUCAAUUUGCUCAAUCUAUUCCUAGUUUUCAAGAACUUACUGAGCUCGAUAUGAAAAUUCUGAUUCAACAAAGUAUCUAUCCAAUUAUUUUAAUUCAAUUAUCUCAAAAUUUCAGUAAUAAUAAUAAUAAUAAACAAACAAAAGAAUAUUAUUAUUUCAAUAUUCAAAAUCAAACAAAUUUAAUAAAUCAAUAUUCAGUGUGUAAAAUAUUAUUUGAACAAAUUAAUUUCACAGAAAAUUUAUUAAAAUCAUUAGAUUUAAAUGAGACAGAAAUUGGUUUAUUAUGCUGCAUUGAAUUAUUUCACGGAGAUGGAAAAUUUUUGAAUGAACCGCUAAAAAUAAACGAAACUUAUCAAACAAUGAUUCAAUUAUUAAAAGAGUAUGAAACAAAUCAAUUCAAUUCAGAUAAACGUUUCUAUAAAAUUAUGUCAAUUAAAAAUAAUUUAGAUAAAAUGAAUAUUGAACAUCAAGAAAUAUUGAAAAUACUUAAAUAUGAAAAUAAUUAUCAACCAUUUCUUGAUUUAUAUAUUCAAUUAUUUCAAUGGAAUAAAUUUGAAUUUGAAUCUCUGUGA